Messenger RNA from Nicotiana tabacum (common tobacco), 447 nucleotides. NCBI's taxonomy places the organism in Eukaryota, Viridiplantae, Streptophyta, Magnoliopsida, Solanales, Solanaceae. The record is from RefSeq and is a predicted model, not a curated record.
AUGGCAACUGAAAAUGAUGAUUUGAUCACAGAAUUUCCCCCUGGCUACAGAUUUGUGCCCACUGAUGAGGAAUUGGUUAAAUAUUACCUUGAAAAUAAGGUACAUUAUCAACCUUUUCCAGCUCUAUUCAUUGAAGACAUUCAUGCUAAGGAAUUUUACAGCAAAUCUCCUGAAGCUCUUGUGGAAAAUAUGUGCAGCGCAGGAGAAUGGUACUUCUUCAUCCAUCAAGAUGAGUAUUUUCGAGGAAAAAUUGGAAAAUUUCAGAUUGUUGGAAAUGAAAUAGGUUUAUGGCAAUGCUUUGGAAAAGAAUUUCCAAUUUAUAAUUCAGAAGGAGAUGUGGUUGGGUUCAAAGUUAAUUUGAAGUAUUGUUCUAGAUCGGCUAAGAAAAAUACUUGGAUAAUGGAAAAAUAUCGUCUAAGUUUUGAAUGUGCCAUUGAUGAUGAAGAG